Arctia plantaginis is the source of this 249-nucleotide messenger RNA. The record is from the annotation of a GenBank genome assembly. NCBI's taxonomy places the organism in Eukaryota, Metazoa, Arthropoda, Insecta, Lepidoptera, Erebidae.
AUGGAAAAACCUGUAGAACCAAAUAAAGAAGACUGUUGCAACAGCGGUUGCAAUCCUUGUAUAUUUGAUAUUUAUGAGAAACAAUUAAAGAUAUAUGAACAAUAUUUACAAAAUGGAAAGUACAAUCCUGCCAAAGACAAUGAAGAAAGGUACAAGAUAGUAAAAGAGUUUGGUGGAACCCUGGUGAUCAUUUGCUUUAUAAAUAUAUUUCAAGUAAUAAAUCAUGUACACGAGCAUACACACCAAUAA